AGACCUUCCGACCUGAAAUCACAUUUACAGGAAACGAAUUUCUUUCAAUUUCUAAAAACCACUUUCAGAGCAGUCUUUCAUUAAUUUUCUCUCUCUCUCUCUCGACAUUUCUCUGGAUCAUCGGAAAUGGGUGCAACAGUGAGAGCUCCGGCGAACCGGGAAGCAGCCGGUUCAGCCAAAACCGGCGGCGGGGCUUACGUCACGUUCUUGGCCGGAGACGGCGACUACGUGAAAGGCGUGGUGGGUCUGGCCAAAGGGUUGAAGAAGGUCCGAUCUCGUUACCCACUGGUCGUGGCGGUGCUCCCCGACGUCCCGGCUGAGCACCGCCGCCUCCUGGCGGAGCAAGGCUGCACCGUCAGGGAAAUCGCGCCGGUGCACCCUCCGGAAAACCAGACCCAGUUCGCCAUGGCGUAUUACGUCAUCAAUUACUCCAAGCUUCGCAUUUGGGAGUUCGUGGAUUAUAGGAAGAUGAUAUAUCUGGACGGCGACAUCCAGGUUUACGACAACAUCGAUCACUUGUUCGAUCUUCCAGACGGAUAUUUGUACGCUGUAAUGGACUGCUUCUGCGAGAAGACAUGGAGUCACACUCCGCAGUACAAAAUCGGCUACUGCCAGCAGUCGCCGGAGAGGGUGCCUUGGCCGCCGGCGCCGGAAAUGGGGGCGGCGCCGCCGCCGUAUUUCAACGCCGGCAUGUUCGUGUUCGAGCCGAAUCUCGAAACCUACAAUCGUCUCCUGCACGACCUAAGAAUCACGCCUCCGACUCCAUUCGCAGAGCAGGAUUUUCUGAAUAUGUUCUUCAGAGAGGUGUACAGGCCGAUUCCGAUUGUGUACAAUCUGGUGACGGCGAUGCUAUGGCGGCACCCGGAGAGGGUGGAGGUGUCGGAGGUGAAGGUGGUGCACUACUGCGCGGCGGGGGCGAAGCCGUGGCGGUACACCGGAGAAGAGGAGAACAUGGAGAGGGAAGAUAUCAGGAUGCUGGUAUCCAAGUGGUGGGAUAUUUACAACGACAAAACACUCGAUUAUAACCCUCGUGAUCUCGCCGGCGCCGGCGCCGGAGAACUGCCGGAGGCCGGUGUCAUUCGCUAUAUUCCAGCCCCUUCUGCUGCAUAAUUAGUCGUUAAGGUUGCUUAAUUAGAGUUAUUUUUAAAGAUAUAUAUAUAUAUGUAUAUAAUGGGGUUUGUAUUAUUAUUAUUAUUAUUAUUAUUAUUAUUAUUAUUAUUAUGUAAACUUUUCAUUGUAAUUAAGAAUAAUUUAAGAUAUUA
Messenger RNA from Andrographis paniculata, 1262 nucleotides. RefSeq names its product galactinol synthase 2-like. Gene Ontology annotation, molecular function: glycosyltransferase activity. The transcript has 3 exons. The coding region runs from base 127 to 1110 and encodes 327 amino acids. Lineage: Eukaryota; Viridiplantae; Streptophyta; Magnoliopsida; Lamiales; Acanthaceae. The record is from RefSeq and is a predicted model, not a curated record.